Clarias gariepinus (North African catfish) is the source of this 4896-nucleotide messenger RNA. RefSeq names its product RNA binding protein fox-1 homolog 2-like. Gene Ontology annotation, biological process: regulation of alternative mRNA splicing, via spliceosome; nervous system development. The coding region runs from base 841 to 2235 and encodes 464 amino acids. Gene Ontology annotation, molecular function: mRNA binding. NCBI's taxonomy places the organism in Eukaryota, Metazoa, Chordata, Actinopteri, Siluriformes, Clariidae. The record is from RefSeq and is a predicted model, not a curated record. The transcript is spliced from 13 exons. Gene Ontology annotation, cellular component: nucleus; cytoplasm.
GAGGAGGGGGAGGAGGACGACGCGGUUUCCUCUCCGCACGCGCCGCAGGAACACAGCGAACCGACUGGGAGGGAAAGCGCGAGCGGACGGACGGAAAGAAAGGAACCCGAGCAGCGCGAGCGACACUCCGACUCCUUUUGUCUGCGGCCGGAGCUCUAAACGAUGAACCAGCGCGCGCGGACGCGUCCUCGUGACAGCCAUCUUUAAGAACGGAGUGUUUUUUUUGUGUGUGAGAGUGUGUGUGUGCUCGCAGGCUAAUUUUUUUUUGUAGGAUUAGGAGGAGGACGGUGAGGGGAGGAAAAAAAAAUCGCCCUUCCUUUGAGGUAGGAUAUGGAGCAUAGCAUUUAGCCUCCGUGAGUCAGUGUAAAGCCUGAGACGCGCUCUUUUCCUUCACGCGUGUUUUUACUAACCUUUGUGUGUGUGUCUGUUUUUUUUUUUUGUCCAUAAUAUUUUCGCGGCGCGUUGCUCCUUUUAUCCGCAGAGGGUGUUUUUUCCCUUCUCGUGGCGCAUGCUACACAAUAUAUUUUGCAAUCUGUCUCAUGCACUCCGGUGCGUUUUAGGCCUUGUGUAGCGAACUGGACUCGGAUGUAGGAUUGAUUCUCAUGGAAGCUCUGAUUAUCGCCACAUAAACCCGAUCAGACUGGAAACAAGCGUUUUAAAUCAUCUACUGGGUGUUUAAAGCACAACACACACACACAUUGGCUACGAUCGGAUUAUUAAAAAAUAAGCAUAAUUACCGUUCGGCGAUUAAAGGCGCACUGCGUGAGUCGGUUAUAAUAAGACUUAAUAAUAUAAAGGAGAAGAAGCACAAGAGGGGUAAAGGACGUCGGCGCGUUUUCAAUGUUAAUGUCGACCGACGUUGCGUCCAUCAUGCUGCCCGUUAGUCGGGGACUGAUGGAGCGGGACAGCAGGGACUUGGAGGCGAACGCCAGCCAGAACCCGCAGGCGCAGAACCAGAGCGCGAGCCCCAACCCGGUGCGCGGGAUGAAGCGUGGAGACCCGGAGCCCGACGCGCACGGAGCCGCCGCAGCACCCCUUGGGGACUCGGUAGGGGCCGAGUGUAAAAGACCCCGCAUGGAGGGCGGAGGGGACAUGAGCCAGAACAAUGAUCCACUCAACAUGGGCUUCCACGGAUACCCCUCAGGCAGUCAGGGUUCUCAGGAUGCUAUGGGGGCUCAGGAUGGCCUCGUCCCCCCACCGUACUCGUCCUUCCCCCCUCCUCCUCCUCCGCCGCCCCAGAACGGCUUGCCGCUGGACUUCGGAGGCAGCGGUAUUUACCCCGCAGGGGGCCAGGGGCAAGUGGAGGCGCCGGCAGGGAUCGCCAACCCCCCCUCAGCCCCCAGCGCUCUCAACACACAAUUAUCAGAUGGGUCCCCCCAGGCCGAGGGCCAGUGCGUCUCCGCCAGCGGUUCAGGAGUGUCCGGGACCGAAGACUCUGCAGAUGGCAAAGUGACCCCAAAACGUCUCCACGUCUCCAACAUCCCCUUCCGCUUCCGAGACCCAGACCUGCGCCAGAUGUUUGGGCAAUUCGGGAAGAUCCUGGACGUGGAGAUCAUUUUCAAUGAGAGAGGCUCUAAGGGCUUCGGCUUCGUGACGUUCGAGAACAGUUCGGAUGCGGAAAAAGCCCGCGAGAGGCUGCACGGGACGAUAGUGGAGGGCAGGAAGAUAGAGGUGAACAACGCUACAGCUCGAGUGAUGACCAAUAAGAAGCUGGUUAGUCCAUAUGCUAAUGGAGAAGGACUCAGCGCUCUGCCUUAUGUAGCUGGCUGGAAGCUGAGCCCAAUGGUGGGUGCAAUGUAUGGGCCGGAACUCUACGCAGUUCCAGGUUUUCCUUACCCCACAGCCGCAGCGGCGGCGGCGGCCACUACAGCCGCCACCUUCAGGGGUGCUCACCUGCGGGGGCGCGGCCGGCCCGUUUAUGGCGCCGUGCGUGCAGCUAUACCGCAACCCGCUAUUCCAGCAUACCCAGGAAUAGUGUUUCAGGACUCUGUGGUUAGUAGCAGAUUGCCACAGGGUGGUUAUGCGGCGUAUCGCUAUGCCCAGCCCACCGCCGUAGCAGGUCCAACAGCAGCGGCGGCAGCCGCUGCCGCAGCAGCCUAUAGCGACAGUUACGGUCGCGUAUAUGCGGCAGAUCCUUACGCUACAGCGCUAGCAGCCCCCACGGCUGCCGCAUACGGAGUGGGUGCAAUGGCCACCCUCUAUAGGGGCGGAUACAGCAGGUUUUCUCCCUACUAAAACACAGAACCUCUCAGCUCCACCGUCUCUCCCAAACUUUUACCAACAGCCAGUCUCUUAGGAGCACACAAGUCCUUUUUUUCUGGACAAAAACGAAAACACACCGCUUAAGAAUAAAUACUUGAGAAAGGAAAGUACAUCACUACAAGUGGGUUUUUAAAAAAAAAUCAUAAAUUACGUACCUAAAAGUAACUUUACAAGACGAGCAAGAAGCUGACUGAGAAAUUGCACGGCUAAGAAAAGAAAAUCUUACCUUUUUUUUUUUUGUUUGUUUGUUUUUGGUUGGUUUAUUUUUUGGCACGUUUCUCUGCACAUAUGCAUGCAGUAACGGCUCUAGAAGAACGGUUCUAGCGGCCGACAAACUCCAUGUGCAACAAAGUGUCUGGAGUACAACGGACAUAGUUUGUACAUGGUUCUUCAGCGCAUCACACUACAUUACACCCAGCCCUGUCCAAGAAGCCUGCCCAUCAUACCACCACACCACACUGACUGAGAGGACACGAAAGACCCGAGCCACCAUGAAACAGACCCCGCAUGUCCUUUAGUAGAAGAACCAAGAAAAUGCGAUGUGAAAGAAGACGACUGUUUAAAGUGGUGUUUUCUUCUUUUGAUGAUGAUUUAUUUUUUUUUAAUCAUAAGGAAAGAAAGGACUGGGAUGUAAAAAACGAGAAACUGACAGCUGUUACAGAUCGGCGGGAUUUCCCGCACGAAUAUGGGACCGAUGUGUCAUAAAAUAACUUACGGAAAAACCUUGCUUAGAUCUUUUUUUGUUUUUGUUCGUUUGUUGUUGUUUUUUUUCACGCUUAAACAUUACCUCCUGCUUUAGAGGUCUUUUUUUAAAAAGGCGUACCUUUAAAAUUGAAUAGUAACAAUAUGCAACUAAAUUAGAUUAGAUCAAAAAACGUUUCCAAACUUCAUUAUUAUUAUUAUUAUUAUUAUUAUUAUUAGCAGCAGCCAAUUUCUUUAUGCCGUCCCUGUGACCUAGUGACUCCAAUUUGAACGUGGAGGUUAAAUCAUGAAACUAUCUGUCAUGAAAUGUAACACUAUAUAACACAAUCAAUCAUGUUUAGAGGAAAAAACAACGCACACUAAGAAUUUCGUUCACCCUAUCCAGACCCUCAUUGGUUUAUUGGGACUUCAAGCUUUUUUUUUUCUUUUUUUUUUUGUUAAAACAAAAAUCGUGCUGUCAAAUAUGCAACUUGCGUCAUUUCACAACAGGGUGUGCAUAUUUUACAACAACAAAAAAAAACGUUAAACUACAUAGUAUUUUUUCUUGCUUCUCUACAUGUAUUUACUCUUAUCUUCUGAAUAUUGAUAUUAUGUCUUAUGAAUUUUGGUUCCAAAGAUUUCGUGAAGCACAUUGUUUUUGUUUUUGUUUUUUUGGUUGUAUGUAUGAGCCUAUGGUAAUUUUUGUUGUUUGCCUCGUUUUAUUUUUUGUAUCAAUAGGUUUUACUGUUUUUUUGCUUUUGAAGUGACUUCAAAAAAAAAACAUGGUUUAAAAUGAAAUGGAUUUUGCGGUGUCUGCUGUGCCAUCGACAUCCGGUUUCCACCAUAAUUUAUUAACAAACCUAUCAGUGGAAUAUAAGCAGGUUAUUCUGUGGUCAGGAUUUAUCAGUGUACGUGCUUCGUUCCGAUGUCGUGUAUCAGUACUUCCGUGCUGGAAUGCUGGAAAAGCAUGAAACCUGAGCUACCGGGUAUUAAGUGUGUACGGAUUCACUCGUUUAAAAAUGAUUUCAGCCGUAUUGUUAACACAUGAUUUCAGCCAACACUCAACACUCAUACUAUAGGUAAAUGAUAGAAAACAUUUCAUAUUAAGCUUUUUUAGGUUUUUUUUGUUUUGUUUUUUUGAUAUAAGGGUCGAAUUAUAUUCCACUGCUUUGAGGCCUGGAAGUGGAACGUGUAUUAAGAUUUAGGGAAUUUUUCCGACCUCUUUCUAAAAGCUCGUUGAGAUGGUGUUAAUUUUUUUUUUUUUUUUUUUUUUUUUAACUGUCCAUUAGGUACUUUGCAGCCUAUGCACUACGUUUCUCAGUGUUAUCAAGAAAAUUAAGGCAGAUUAAGAUUAGCUAUGGUCACCCUUCUCCCUUCGCCUUUUUAGACUCUUCCAAGAUCUGUGUUAGAUAAAAUAAGGAUGGAUUUGUCCUUUUUUUUUUUUUUUUUUUUCUGUAGCCUUGUUGUGUAUAGUGGCUUAAGUACUACUGUUAAAACAGUACUUUAAAGCCAGACAGGACUAGACUCAUCUCAGUCCAGUGAUAUUUAUUAACAAAAUCCAUCCUGCUAUUCAAACUGAGGUAGCAUCAUAAUUUGUGGAUCUGUUGAAAUUUUGGGUCGGGAUCCUCCGAAAAACCGGGCGAAGGGUGUGCGAGUCUAGAUUUGUCAGAUCGUCUUAUAGAGCACAGGUUUCCAAUAACGUCCAGCUGUACAGUCAGGAUGGGAAUGAAACGAGCUGCCGCCCUGGGCAGCGUCCCAGUCCUGUCCUAUAUCUCCUUUCCUUCUUUGCACAUUAUUAUAUAAUACAUGUUGUGCAUAUUAUCCUUUAGUUUACAAUGUGAGUGUGUUUUUGGUUUGAACUCUUCCUAUCUGCAUACUCGGAUGCCAUUUGUGAUGUAAUUUGUAUCUGAAUGUCCAUAUAAACUGUUUUUUUUAAAUAUAUGCACAAAUGAG